Molecule: messenger RNA, 1194 nt
Organism: Galendromus occidentalis (western predatory mite)
Lineage: Eukaryota; Metazoa; Arthropoda; Arachnida; Mesostigmata; Phytoseiidae
Exons: 3
Coding region: 1-1194 (397 amino acids)
Source: RefSeq, a predicted model, not a curated record
AUGAAGAUCAAGGCUCUGCAAUGCAAUACUAACAGGUGCAAUGCGGCCCACAACCUCCUGGAUCACACCCUGGAAGCUGCAGGCUGCCAAGCUCUCCGCUCCACGUCCGGAGUCCAUGGCUCGAAUGGUCAAUCGAGCCCGGAGAGCAGCAUCGAGACCCCCCGCGACACCGUUGAAUCGAGCAGCUAUCUUUUCGAUAUGAGUCCAGGUAUUCAUGUGGCCACGACUUAUCUCAAAGGCAUUCAUGUUUCUCCGAUAGGUGAGGGCGACGAGCAACGGAUUCUCUUGUUUGGACGAGAAUCUGUUUCCGAAUGGAUCCGGCUGGUGCGUAAAAUAUAUGUGGACGGCACCUUCAGCCUAUCCCCUGGUCUCUUCUAUCAAAUUGUCGUGAUUCUGGUUGAGCGGGAUUGCUUCGUCCUACCGGUCUGUUAUGCUCUGUUACCUAACAAGACCGAAGAGACGUAUCGUCGCAUGAUUCGACUCCUCCGAGAUGCAUGGCCUGCUCUGAGGCCUCAAGCGAUAUCAACAGACUUCGAAAAGGGACUCAUCAAUGCGCUCAGUGAAGCCUUCCCUAUCGCCGAACUUCACGGUUGUUUCUUCCACCUAGUGAAGAACUUGAAGAAAAAGCUCAGUGAUCUGCACUUGAUGAGUCGGUACCAAAACGACGGGAAUUUCUCGCUGUCCGCUCGCACGAUCACCGGACUAGCCUUCGUCCCCCCCCAAGCCAUCGACCAUGUUAUCGCGGAAUUGGCGGUUUUCUUGCCCGAAGACUUGAUGCCGGUGCUGAAGUACUCUGAGGACACAUACGUAGGCUCGCUGCAGCAUCUUCUCCCUGACGGGAGCGUAAUCCGGCGAGAACCAAUGUUUCCGGUCGCCAUGUGGUCCGUUUAUGAACGUACUCUGAAUCAGGAUUCCCGAACAAACAACUAUGCCGAGGCGGCUCACAGACGGUUACAGACAGAAUUCGGAGUUGAUCAUCCGUCGUUGUGGAGGUUCGUCGAUGGCUUGAGGAAAAUUCAGCAUCAUCGCGAUAUCCUCCUGGCUCGAUACAUCAACGGCAACCGACCGACUGCGAAACGCACCAAAUAUCUCAAAAUUGAUGAGAGAUUGUUUGAACUCGUGAACACGUUCGAGUCUCGAACACCAGUUGAGUUUCUUCAGGGCGUAGCGAGCAAUUUUCUCAUGGAGGCUUAG